CGGUGCCGCCCGGUGCCGCCCGGCCCUGCCCGGCCAUGGCCCCCUGGCGCCGGACUGACAAGGAGCGGCACGGCGUGGCCAUAUACAACUUCAUUGGCAAUGGAGCCCCCCAGCUUUCCCUUCAGAUUGGCGAUGUGGUCCAUAUACAAGAAGCUUGUGAAGAUUGGUACCGAGGAUACCUGAUAAAACACAAGAUGUUAGAGGGGAUAUUUCCUAAAUCCUUUAUUCACAUCAAAGAAGUUACAAUUGAAAAAAAAAGAAACACCGAGACCGUGAUUCCUGCUGAGAUCCCACUGGCCCAAGAAGUCACAAUGACACUUUGGGAAUGGGGCAGUAUUUGGAAGCAGCUCUACUUGGGAAGCAAAAAGGAAAGGUUUCACCAGGUGCGGUCCAUGAUGUACGACUUAAUGGAGUGGAGGUCCCAGCUCCUGUCGGGAACCCUGCCGAAAGAUGAACUCAAAGAGCUCAAGCAGAAAGUCACUUCGAAAAUUGACUACGGCAACAAGAUUCUUGAACUAGAUCUGAUUGUUAGAGAUGAAGAUGGAAAUAUCUUGGAUCCAGAUAAAACCAGUGUCAUCAGCCUGUUUCACGCUCAUGAAGAAGCGACUGAUAAAAUCAACGAGCGCAUCAAGGAAGAAAUGUCAAAGGAUCAGCCAGAUUAUGGGAUGUAUUCCCGGAUUUCCUCAUCCCCCACGCACAGCCUCUAUGUCUUUGUGAGAAAUUUCGUGUGCCGAAUUGGGGAAGACGCAGAGCUCUUUAUGUCUCUCUAUGACCCAAACAAACAAACAGUCAUAAGUGAAAAUUACCUGGUUCGAUGGGGCAGUAAAGGCUUUCCAAAGGAAAUUGAAAUGCUGAACAACCUGAAGGUAGUCUUCACGGAUCUUGGAAACAAAGACCUCAACCGGGACAAAAUUUAUUUGAUUUGUCAAACAGUGAGGGUUGGAAGGAUGGAUCUUAAAGAAACUAAUUCAAAAAAAUACACCCAGGGACUGAGACGACCAUUUGGGGUGGCAGUUAUGGAUAUAACAGACAUCAUCAAAGGAAAAGCCGAAAGUGAUGAAGAGAAACAGCAUUUCAUUCCCUUCCACCCGGUAGCUGCUGAGAAUGACUUCCUACACAGCCUUCUGGGCAAAGUCAUAGCCUCCAAAGGAGACAGCGGUGGCCAAGGCCUUUGGGUGACGAUGAAAAUGCUCGUGGGAGACAUUGUACAGAUAAGGAAGGACUAUCCCCAUCUUGUGGACAGGACUACAGUUGUAGCCCGGAAGCUUGGAUUCCCUGAGAUCAUCAUGCCAGGGGAUGUCAGGAAUGAUAUUUACAUCACACUGCUUCAAGGUGACUUUGAUAAGUAUAACAAAACGACGCAGAGGAAUGUGGAGGUCAUCAUGUGCGUCUGUGAUGAGAACGGGAAAGUGCUGCCAAAUGCAAUUUGUGUGGGAGCAGGAGACAAGCCCAUGAGCGAAUAUAGAUCUGUUCUGUACUAUCAGGUGAAGCAGCCUCGCUGGAUGGAAACAGUCAAGGUGGCCGUCCCUAUCGAGGAGAUGCAGAGAAUCCAUCUGCGCUUUAUGUUCCGACAUCGCUCGUCCCUCGAGUAUAAAGAUAAAGGGGAAAAGAACUUCGCGAUGGCCUAUGUCAAAUUAAUGAAGGAGGAUGGGACCACGUUACAGGAUGGGAGUCAUGAUCUGGUAGUCCUGAAGGGGGACAGCAAGAAGAUGGAGGAUGCCAGCGCAUACCUGACUCUACCUUCCUCUCGACACCAAGUGGAGAACAAGAGUUCGACCCUAAGCCGGAGCUCCAGCAGCAUAGGGGGACUCUCGGCUAGCUCCAGAGACAUCUUCUCGAUUUCCACUCUCGUGUGCUCUACCAAGUUAACUCAGAAUGUGGGCCUGCUGGGGCUGCUGAAAUGGCGCAUGAAACCUGAAUUACUGCGGGAGAAUCUGGAGAAACUGAAGAUUGUGGAUGGGGAGGAAGUGGUAAAAUUUCUUCAAGAUACUUUGGAUGCUUUGUUUAACAUCAUGAUGGAACAUUCCCAAAGCAAUGAAUAUGAUAUCCUUGUUUUUGAUGCUCUGAUCUAUAUUAUAGGACUCAUCGCAGACAGGAAAUUCCAACAUUUCAACACUGUUCUUGAGGCUUAUAUCCAGCAGCACUUCAGUGCCACUUUGGCAUACAAGAAAUUGAUGACAGUUCUGAAGACUUACCUGGACACGUCCAGCAGAGGGGAGCAGUGCGAGCCGAUCCUCAGAACUCUGAAAGCACUGGAGUAUGUGUUCAAGUUCAUUGUUCGGUCGAGGACAUUAUUUUCACAGCUCUACGAAGGCAAGGAGCAAAUGGAGUUUGAAGAAUCCAUGAGACGGCUCUUUGAAUCCAUCAACAACCUUAUGAAAAGUCAAUACAAAACUUCCAUUCUGUUACAGGUGGCAGCUUUGAAGUACAUACCAUCCGUCCUCCAUGACGUGGAAACUGUCUUUGAUGCCAAGUUACUAAGCCAGCUCCUGUAUGAAUUUUAUACUUGUAUCCCACCAAUUAAACUCCAGAAGCAAAAGGUGCAGUCGAUGAAGGAGAUUGUCCGGAGCAACCUCUUUAAAAAGCAAGAGUGCCGGGAUAUUCUGCUACCAGUCAUAACAAAAGAACUGAAGGAAGUACUGGAACAGAGUGAUGAGCAGCAGCAGCACCAGAUCCAAGAGAAGAAAUACUGUGUUGAAUUACUCAACAGCAUCCUGGAGGUGCUUAGCUGUCAGGAUCCAACUUCAACUUACCACCACAUCCAAGAAAUCAUGGUACAGCUCCUCCGCACAGUGAACAGAAUGGUCAUUACAAUGGGGCGAGACCACAGCCUAAUUAGUCACUUUGUGGCAUGUAUGACAGCCAUCUUAAACCAAAUGGAUGACCACCAUUACACAUCAUACAUAGAGACGUUCCAUACAAGCUCAGAACUUGUGGACUUCUUGAUGGAAACGUUUAUCAUGUUUAAGGACCUCAUUGGGAAAAACGUUUACCCUUUGGACUGGAUGGCCAUGAGUAUGGUGCAGAACAGAGUGUUCCUGAGAGCCAUCAACAAGUUUGCAGAAACCAUGAACCAGAAGUUCCUGGAGCAUAUGAACUUUGAAGUGCAGCUGUGGAACAACUACUUUCAUCUGGCAGUGGCUUUCAUCACCCAGGACUCCCUCCAGCUGGAGCAGUUCUCGCAUGCCAAGUACAAUAAGAUCCUGAAUAAGUAUGGAGACAUGAGACGGUUAAUUGGCUUUGCCAUCCGUGAUAUGUGGUACAAGCUUGGACAGAACAAAAUCUGCUUUAUUCCGGGGAUGGUUGGACCAAUCUUGGAAAUGACCCUCAUUCCAGAAGUUGAGCUUCGAAAAGCCACCAUCCCAAUCUUCUUCGACAUGAUGCUCUGCGAAUAUCAAAGGAGUGGUGAUUUCAAAAAGUUUGAAAAUGAAAUCAUCCUCAAGCUGGACCACGAGGUGGAAGGCGGCCGUGGGGAUGAGCAGUAUAUGCAGCUGUUGGAAACCAUCCUGGUUGAUUGCUCCCUGGAGUAUCCAAAAAUCGCCAAGACAGUCGAGAACUUUGUCAAUCUGGUCAAAGGACUUUUGGAGAAGCUGCUGGAUUAUCGGGGUGUGAUGAGCGACGAGAGCAAAGACAACCGCAUGAGCUGCACAGUUAACUUGCUGAACUUCUACAAGGACAACAACCGCGAGGAAAUGUACAUAAGAUAUUUGUACAAGCUCCGUGAUCUGCAUCUGGACUGUGAGAAUUACACAGAAGCAGCAUACACUCUGCUCCUGCACACUUGGCUCCUGAAGUGGUCCGAUGAGCAAUGUGCAUCACAGGUCAUGCAGACUGGAUUGCAGCUAUCCCAAACUCACCGUCAGCUAAAGGAGUCUCUGUACGAGACCAUCAUAGGCUACUUUGACAAGGGCAAGAUGUGGGAAGAAGCCAUCUCUCUGUGCAAGGAACUGGCAGAGCAGUAUGAAAUGGAGAUUUUUGACUACGAACUCCUAAGUCAGAACCUGAUUCAACAAGCAAAAUUCUAUGAGAACAUCAUGAAAAUCCUGAGACCCAAACCAGACUACUUUGCUGUUGGGUAUUACGGCCAAGGCUUUCCCUCCUUUCUGCGGAACAAAGUAUUCAUCUAUCGGGGGAAGGAGUACGAACGGAGGGAGGAUUUCCAAAUGCAGCUCAUGAGCCAGUUUCCCAAUGCAGAGAAGAUGAAUACAACCUCCGCCCCGGGAGAAGAUGUGAAAAACUCUUCUGGCCAGUACAUCCAGUGUUUCACAGUCCAGCCUGUCCUAGAUGAACAUCCGCGAUUCAAGAACAAGCCUGUGCCUGACCAGAUCAUAAACUUUUACAAAUCUAACUAUGUGCAACGGUUCCACUAUUCGAGACCAGUAAGGAAGGGGACAGUUGACCCGGAAAAUGAGUUUGCGUCAAUGUGGAUCGAGAGAACAUCUUUUGUGACCGCAUACAAACUUCCAGGGAUCCUGCGCUGGUUCGAGGUCACGGCCAUGUCCCAGACAACUAUUAGCCCUCUAGAGAAUGCCAUUGAAACCAUGUCAACAGCGAAUGAGAAGAUCCUGAUGAUGAUUAAUCAGUACCAGAGUGAUGAAAACCUCCCAAUUAACCCCCUCUCUAUGCUUCUGAAUGGGAUCGUGGACCCUGCGGUCAUGGGAGGGUUUGCUAAAUAUGAAAAGGCUUUUUUCACCGAGGAAUAUACCAGAGACCACCCUGAAGAUCAAGACAAACUGAGCCGCCUUAAAGACCUGAUUGCUUGGCAGAUUCCCUUCCUAGGGGCCGGCAUCAAGAUUCAUGAGAGGAGAGUGUCAGAGAAUCUCCGUCCUUUCCACGACCGGAUGGAGGAGUGUUUCAAGAACUUAAAAGUGAAGGUGGAAAAGGAAUAUGGAGUCAGAGAACUGCCGGACUUUGACGACCGGAGGGUGGGCCGCCCUCGGUCCAUGCUGCGCUCCUAUCGCCAGAUGUCCAUCAUCUCCCUGGCCUCCAUGAACUCCGACUGCAGCACACCCACCAAAGUUGCUGUGGAAAGCUUUGAUGUGGACCCACCUACACCAAAGACCAUGAAACCAGACCUGGAGGAGAAUCUUCCUCCAGCCCACACCCUUUCAGAGGUGAAGCUCAGGAGGUCCAAGAAGAGAACAAAGCGGAGCAGUGUGGUGUUUGCCGAUGACAAACCAGUACCAGAGUCAGACUUGAAACGAUUGUCCAGGAAGCACGAGUUCAUGAGUGACACCAACCUCUCUGAACACGCAGCUGUUCCCCCGAAAACAUCCGUCCUCAAGCAGAUGAGCUUUGCCAGUCGCUCAAUGCCAACCAUCCCAGCACUCACACUAGCUGUGGCCCCCGCCCCUGGACCAGAGGAACCCAGUCCAUCUCCACGGCUGAGCCAGGCUUUCCCCGCCCUCUCCGAAGGCGACAAGAAAACACUGAAGAGGAAGAAAGUGAAUCAGUUCUUCAAAACGAUGUUGGCAUCCAAGUCUGCAGAAGACGGGAAGCAGACCGGAGAGCGGGUCCCGGAAAACAUAACCAUGGAUUUGUGAAGAGUCUAGAGCCCAACAAGCCCGGGAACUUCCUGGAGGGUGGUGUUUUGGACUGCCUUGCCUUGCAGAGGAGUUCAGAGGAGCCUAUAGGGAACAGAGAAUGCUAUGCAAAAGAUGACUGACUCUGUUCCCUUUGCAAGAUGAAGAUGGGGCGAAGACCUGUUUUUCAGAUUCCAUUCUGAAUCAUGACACCUUCUCUUAGUGCCACAGAGUCACAGAUGAUAAGUGAAAAUCCAAAGUGCCAAUUAGAUGAAAUCUUUUCCGUGGACUGUGCAAGGACAUUCUCCUUUACCGUGACGUCUCUAUCAAAGCCCAAAUGGGGAUAUGAUGCUGUUCAACCAGCUCUUUGGGUAAUUUUAAUUUGCAUUUACUAGUAGUCAACAAAAUGUGGUCUGUCUUUAAUUUUUUUUUUUUUAAGAAUUUUCUCUUUUGUAUUUUUAAACUUGUUCAAAACUGCCACUGGAAGCCUGUUUUCUUACUUACUGACAAUAAAGGCAGUAAUAUGAUCUGUGCA
Messenger RNA from Ornithorhynchus anatinus (platypus), 6057 nucleotides. It is a transcript of the gene DOCK2, whose product is annotated as dedicator of cytokinesis 2. The transcript has 52 exons. Bases 36 to 5543 code for a protein of 1835 amino acids. Gene Ontology annotation, biological process: cell migration; actin cytoskeleton organization; small GTPase-mediated signal transduction. The record is from RefSeq and is a predicted model, not a curated record. Gene Ontology annotation, molecular function: guanyl-nucleotide exchange factor activity; small GTPase binding; GTPase activator activity. Gene Ontology annotation, cellular component: cytoplasm; plasma membrane. NCBI's taxonomy places the organism in Eukaryota, Metazoa, Chordata, Mammalia, Monotremata, Ornithorhynchidae.